This is a messenger RNA of Linum trigynum, 369 nucleotides long. Lineage: Eukaryota; Viridiplantae; Streptophyta; Magnoliopsida; Malpighiales; Linaceae. The record is from the annotation of a GenBank genome assembly.
AUGACUCAGCCAGAAGGAUUCCAGGUUCUAGGAAAGGAAGACUAUGUUUGUAAACUGAAGAAGUCCUUGUAUGGACUUAACCAAUCUCUGAGGCAGUGGUACAAGAGAUUUGACAGUUACAUGCUUGAGUUGCACUACAACAAAAGUCCAUAUGAUUGUUGUGUGGAUGAUAUGCUCAUAGCUGCGAGGUCGAAGUCUGAUAUCCAGAAGUUAAAGGGGCUUCUUAGUGCUGAGUUUGAUAUGAAGGAUUUGGGAGUUGAUCUGAAGAUCUUGGGUAUGGAGAUUUACAUGGACAGGUCGAAGAAGAAGCUUUUCUUGUCAGAGAAGAGCUACAUCCAGAAGAUACUGUCGAGGUUUGGCAUGUCUUAA